Molecule: messenger RNA, 2522 nt
Organism: Stegastes partitus (bicolor damselfish)
Lineage: Eukaryota; Metazoa; Chordata; Actinopteri; Pomacentridae
Gene: amt
Product: aminomethyltransferase
Exons: 9
Coding region: 32-1285 (417 amino acids)
Biological process (GO): glycine catabolic process
Cellular component (GO): mitochondrion; glycine cleavage complex
Molecular function (GO): aminomethyltransferase activity; protein binding
Source: RefSeq, a predicted model, not a curated record
AGAGAGCUGCAGCGGGGACUCGAGGUGCACGAUGUGGGCUCGGAUGACGGUCGGGGCCGGGGGCUCGGUGCUCCGGCUGCGGGCUUCCAGGGACGGUUUGCUGCGGGUCGCUGGUGCUGGAUGUGCGGGGAAGAGGCAGCAGCAGAGGCAGGCUUCUGGUUCAGAGGCUGCCUUGAAGAAGACUCCGCUCUUCGACUUCCACAGGCAGCAGGGAGGAAAGAUGGUGGAGUUUGCGGGCUGGAGCAUGCCGGUCCAGUACAAAGACAGCCACAUCGCCUCGCACAUGCACACCAGAGAGCACUGCUCCAUCUUCGACGUCAGCCACAUGCUGCAGACCAAAGUCCACGGCAAAGACAGAGUGAAGUUCAUGGAGUCUCUGGUGGUUGCAGAUAUCGCAGAACUCAAGGACAACCAGGGUUCGUUGUCCCUCUUCACCAAUGACAAAGGAGGGAUCAUGGACGACCUCAUCGUGACAAAGACCGACCAGGGCUACCUCUACGUCGUCUCCAACGCCGGCUGUGCCGACAAGGACUCGGCUCAUAUGAAGGCCAGACUGGCAGAGUUCAAAGCACAGGGUUUUGAUGUGGAUCUGGAGUUCCUGGAUGAAGCACUGAUUGCUCUGCAAGGUCCAGCCAUGUCUAAGGUGCUCCAGGAGGGGCUGAAGGAGGACCUGAGCAAGCUGACCUUCAUGACCUCCACCCUGGCCACUGUGUUUGGUGUUCCAGGCUGCAGGGUGACUCGCUGUGGAUACACUGGAGAGGACGGCGUGGAGAUCUCGGUGCCUCAGUCCAGAGUGGUUGAGCUGACGGAGAAGCUGCUGACUAACAGUGAGGUGAAGCUGGCCGGUCUGGGAGCCAGAGACAGUCUGAGGCUGGAGGCCGGGCUCUGUCUCUAUGGCAACGACAUCGAUGAGACCACCACGCCUGUUGAGGCCACCCUCGUCUGGACCAUUGGAAAGCGCAGGCGUAAGACCAAAGACUUCCCCGGAGCCAACAUCAUCGUACCUCAGAUCAAAGCCAAGACGGACAGAAAGAGAGUCGGCCUGGUGUCCGCCGGCCCCCCAGUCCGACAACAUACACCCAUACUCAGCCCCGACGGAAAGGUCAUAGGUGAGGUGACCAGCGGCUGCCCGUCUCCCUGUCUGAAAAAGAACGUCGCCAUGGGUUACGUGGACGCAGCGUUCGCCAAGAACGGAACAGCCAUCCAGGUGGAGGUCAGGAAAAAAGCAGUGCCGGCCACCGUCAGCAAGAUGCCCUUCGUUCCCACCAACUACUAUUCCGGAUAAGAGACGCACCCCAAACCCUGGGGUACACUGGCAGUGGAGCGUUCCUUUACCAAGCUCCAUAUUUACCAAUGUCGCCCCCUUCUGGUUACCUCCAGCAAUGCAACACCAAUAUAAAAAUAGCAAAUCUUCACUGGUGAGUCCUCAGAGAGAAAACAAUCCAAAAUUAGAAACUUUUAUACACUAAUGUUUGUGUGGGGCGCAUUAAAUGUAUAAAGUUUAGAGCAGUACAAACAGGAUUAAAUGGCAACAGGACCUCACAUAUAAAGACUUUGUGCAGGACGUUGUAAUCAGCCACUGCCACUCUACAGACAGGCUCUCUUUUGGCAUUAACAUGGUGUCACCUGUGGAUGGCUGUGAAUCGGCAGCAGUUUACAGAAGAGAUGCAUUAAUUCCAAGCAGUAUUGCUGAAUCUGAGAAUGUAUGUAUGACUACAGGACGGUUGUAGAUGUUAACAUGGUUCAUGGACCAAGUUUUUCUUUGUCUAGUCGGUAAGCAGGUUAAAUGGAAACAACUUGCUGCUCUUUCAGCCAAAACACACUAAAGCUAGGCUGUGUGGUUCCAUUAAAUUCUAGUAUUUAAUUAACUUUUUGUCACAGAUUAUAGGUUUUUGAAGCAUGAUAUACUUUCCAUUUGUCACCACUGGACCAAAACAAAGCUCCAAAUUGCUCUUUUGACACUAAAUCAUCACAUAUCUGCAGUUUUUGUUUUUUCUAAGGUCAUCAGAGUGCCAUUAAACCAAAUUUCCAUUAAUAAUGUAGUUGUAAACAGCUCGAUUCAGGGAGGUAUAACUGGGUCAGCUUCUUAUCUAACCAACAAACCUGUCAGUUCAGUUUGUGAAACUUAUUUAACAGAUUUUUCACUUUUCUCUUGGUUUGUUCAACAACCGGAUCCAAGCAGUCUCUCAGACAUUUCACUACCUAAUUAAUAUGUUUAACUUUGAGAGAACUUUGCGCUACAUAAGAUAUAACGAUAGUCUUACUUGAAAUCCUAAUGACACUUUAGAUGUAAUUAUGAGUUCCAUCUGCUACUGAUAAAUUACAUUUCUUUAUUAAAUGAGGGCACUGUCUUUGGACUUAAGACUUCUGUACUUCUACAGAAAUAACACUACUGAUUUAUGGGUUGUCUUGAUGUACGCUGCGUGUGAGUAUGGACUUCAAUGUUUAUGUGAACAUGUUAAAUAACAUUUUGUAUUUGAUUCAAAAAUAUCUUUUCUUUAAUAAAAUAAUUUUCCAUUCUU